AAAUACCAUAAUUAUUUACAAAAUCAAGUGUCGUUAUAGAUAUUAUUGGUAAUGUAAAAUAUGCCAUAAUAUUUUACAAAAUUAAUUCUAAUGAUUCGUAGAUUCCCAUCAUACCAAAUUGUUCCAAAAUAUCUCUCAAAAUAGUACUAAUUUAAAUAAAAAAAAACCUUCAAUUGUAGUGAUGUUGGUUAUGCAUGAGUAUACAACUUCGGAAUCCACGGCAUCAGCAUUCCUGGCCGCAAAAACUGAUAACGGCACAUCGUCGUCGUCCGAGUGGUCAGGCGUGGUAAAAACAUCACUCUGGGGGAUAGAGAACGUUGGACCUUUUUUAAUCUUGCAAUUUUCCAAUUGCUUUUUUAAUCUUGCAAUUUUCCAAUUGAUCACUGUCGGAGUCACUAAAAUCAUGUCUCUUUCGUUUUUCUGACAUCGCAAACAAAAAAAAAAACUAGACGGAGCACUACUAUACGAAAAACCCGGUCGGCAACGAAACGCGGUGUACGGCACGAAAACAGGGAAUGAGACAUGCACAGUGCAUACGAUGGUACCACCGACGUGGCCGGUGUAGCGGGGUAACGGGCGG
Messenger RNA from Acanthoscelides obtectus, 580 nucleotides. NCBI's taxonomy places the organism in Eukaryota, Metazoa, Arthropoda, Insecta, Coleoptera, Chrysomelidae. The record is from the annotation of a GenBank genome assembly.